AUGGCGCCACCAAAGCCUACCAAGGGGCAGAUAAUGAUGCUCAAGAACAUGGUCAUGAGGGAUGUGGCUGUUUUACGGUGGAGCGAGGGAGUGACGGACAGGCUGUGCGACACGGGCUGGAGCUCUCAGGAGAUCAGGGCGUAUAUGAACGGGGUAACGGGAGUGGGCAUCCUCCAAGAGAGGCAAGAUCUCAUAUACAUAAGAGAGCUUGACGACUCCCUUGGUCUGCGCGAGCUACGCGCCAAAGUGGCUGAAAAGGCUGGUAUCACCACCAACGACAAACGCAUCCGCCUUUCCAUCUUUCGGAACAGCUGCUAUGGACCGAACACUGUGGAUAUCACUCGCCGCUUCCUCGACUCAGGUGCACUACGCCGUCUCGUGCAAGAUGACUUCGCGAACAAUAUCAUGAACGACAACUUCCUCAAGAAUAGGAAACACUGGAGCGGUGAGGAUGCAUACCGCUUCUACGUUUUCCUUGCAUGCGUCAUGCAACUGGGCUGUGUGCUCCCUGACGAGAUGAAGCUCUGCUGCGACAAGAUGUUGAGCCCCGAAUUUGCGAUUGCACUGAAGAAGAGGUACUCCCACUACGCUCUCAACGGCUUUGCUUUGGCCCAGCUGUUGAAGGCCUAUCGCGUCUACACCCCAGGAGUUCCGGCCGACUACGGCGGCCCAAGCUUCUUCCAACAGCUGCAAACGAUGUUCGAACCAACCUGGACGAAGCCCAUCGUCGAGGAGUACGGCUGCAUCAAAGUCCUUCGGAGCACCAUGCCAAACGGUCAAGACGUCGUCGACAUCAUCCGCAAUUUCCCCGACGCUGGGAAAGGCUUCGAAUCAAUGAGCUAUCCCAACCAUCUGUGCGCAGCAUGCGGCGCGGACCAGAAGAGUAACGGCGAACCGCUCCGCGAUUGUAGUGGCUGCGGGGCUCGCAAGUACUGCCCCAGGAGCUGCCAGAAGAAGCACUGGAAGCUGCACAGAUUCAUGUGCACGUACCCGCGCAAGGAGCUUGAGAGUCUUCUCGACAGCCUCCCGCUCGACUUCCCGAGCGCCGAGGAAAGCCUGGAGGAGGCGAAGAAGAAUAUUCCCGACAAUUGCAUGGUGCUGGACUCGAUGGGCAAGGACAUCCGGAUGGAGGAGCCGUCUUCUUGA
Messenger RNA from Saxophila tyrrhenica, 1146 nucleotides. RefSeq lists its product as uncharacterized. NCBI's taxonomy places the organism in Eukaryota, Fungi, Ascomycota, Dothideomycetes, Mycosphaerellales, Extremaceae. The transcript has 3 exons. The record is from RefSeq and is a predicted model, not a curated record. The coding region runs from base 1 to 1146 and encodes 381 amino acids.